GGUGGCGCUUUCGCAGCUCUUCCCCGUCUCCUGGCUGCAGUUCAUUCACAUUUUGUCGAGGUUCGGACUUGCAGCUUUUGACAACUUUCAUCUCGUUUUGCUACCAUGAGACCAGCAAACCACAGAGUGUUUGUGGUGGGAGUGGGGAUGACGAAGUUUGAAAAGCCUGGGGUGCGUGAAAAUUUUGACUAUCCUGAUAUGGCGAAAGAAGCAGGCCAGAAGGCUUUAGCUGAUGCAGGCAUACCUUACUCUGAAGUUGAGCAAGCCUGCGUGGGAUACGUGUAUGGUGAAUCAACCUGUGGUCAGCGAGCCAUUUACCACAGCCUAGGCCUAACUGGCAUUCCCAUUAUCAACGUCAACAACAACUGCUCCACUGGCUCUACAGCACUGUUUAUGGCACGCCAGCUGGUAGAAGGAGGACUGGCUAAAUGUGUUCUUGCUCUUGGUUUUGAGAAAAUGGAGAAAGGCUCACUCACCUCAAAGUACAUGGACAGGGCAAACCCAAUGGAUAAGCACAUGGAGGUGAUGAUCAACCGCUUUGGGUUGGCAGCUGCUCCAGCAGCACCACAGAUGUUUGGAAAUGCAGGGCGGGAACACAUUGACAAGUUCGGGACCAAGCCUGAACACUUUGCAAAAAUUGCAUGGAAGAAUCAUAAGCAUUCCACAAACAACCCUUACUCACAGUUCCAAGACGACUACAGUUUGGAUCAGGUGUUAAAGUCACGGAAGGUCUUUGACUACUUGACCCUUCUCCAGUGCUGCCCUACAUCAGAUGGUGCUGCAGCGGCCAUCCUUGCCAAUGAAGAUUUUGUUAGGAAGUAUGCUCUUGAAAGUAAGGCAGUUGAAAUCCUGGCCCAGGAGAUGGUGACGGAUUUGAGGAGCUCCUUUGAGGAAAACAGUUGUAUGAAAAUGGUGGGAUAUGACAUGACUAAACAGGCGGCUCAACAAUGCUUCCAGAAGACUGGCCUGCAACCCACGGAUGUCGGCGUCAUUGAACUUCACGACUGUUUUUCUGCCAAUGAACUGAUUACCUAUGAGGCUCUUGGACUCUGUCCUGAAGGUAAAGCUGGAGAGCUGAUUGACAGGGGUGAUAACACCUAUGGUGGAAAAUGGGUGAUAAACCCAAGUGGAGGUCUCAUCUCUAAAGGCCACCCUUUAGGGGCCACAGGUCUGGCGCAAUGCGCGGAACUCUGCUGGCAGCUGCGCGGAGAGGCGGGAAAGAGACAAGUUCCGGGGGCAAAGGUGGCCUUGCAGCACAACAUCGGCCUCGGCGGAGCGGUGGUAGUCACUCUGUACAGGAUGGGAUUCCCUGAUGUAGCCAGACCUCAUCAGAUUCAGGCAGUUCAUACGAGUGCUGCAGCUGGCCUGGAAGGAUUCAAAGCUCACAAUGUAUUCAAGGAGAUUGAAAAUAAGUUAAAAGAGGAUGGUGAGCAGUUUGUAAAGAAGAUUGGCGGAGUGUUUGCCUUUAAGGUGAAGGAUGGUCCCGGAGGCAAAGAAGCCAUGUGGAUUGUGGAUGUAAAAAAUGGGAAAGGCUCUGUUGAUACUGAUGAAGCUAAAAAGGCAGAUUGUACCAUCACAAUGUCUGAUGCAGAUUUACUGGCCUUGAUGACUGGCAAAAUGAACCCUCAAACUGCAUUUUUCCAGGGGAAGCUCAAGAUCACUGGAAACAUGGGAAUGGCAAUGAAGCUUCAGAGUUUGCAACUUCAGCCGGGCAAAGCAAAGCUGUGAUAAAGAGAAUGUGGUUCCCUGUAACUGUCGUCCUGCCACUUGCCCUCUACUGCACGGAGAGCCAAACUUGACAGAGUAGCUUGACUACAGAGUGAAACUGGAAAGGGUGGGUGGGUGGUCAUGACUCAAUAGCUCAGAAAUAAUUCCUUUCUUAUUUGACUCACUAAUUGCAGUGCAUUAAAAAUGGCAGCCACAGUAUAGACUUGCACUUGGGCUGUGCUAGUAUUGCAUCUUGAUUUUUAGAGAUCUCUUUUUGUAAUACGGCUGAAUUUUUCAUAGGCCAUCCUAAUCAUGGACCUGUGAGCAUUUUAAUUUUUCUGGACCUUACAUUUUGUUAAUUUCUAAUUUUACUCUGAAUGUUAUUCCAGCACACUGAAAAACAGAUUUUUUUUUUCUCUUUAAACAGCCAGUUUACAUAUUGAUCAUCAGAUCUGAAGGCAAAAUAAAUUUACAAGAGUGCAUUAUUGUUGUUUUCUAUUAGAUUAUAAUCUCCAUAUCCAUUGCUGCUAAUACGUCAGGGCACUUAGUGAAAACAUGUAAAAAGUGUGAGUGUACAGCUAGCCACCUGAAGUUUGUGUCCUCUCUUACAUGGUGGAUGAUGAAAGAUAUGUUCCCUUAUCCCACACUGUGUUCAGCCAUUCAGGUUAAAAAAUAAAAAAAAAAAAGAAUCAGUAAUAACACCUGGUAAAGCAAUAAAAGUCAAGUUGUCUAAGUUAACUUCAUAGCUGUAUGAUCCUAUUUGUAAAGUCUGCACUUCGACCAUCUUGGUGCAGUAUUCCUAAAAGCUUCAUUUUAAAUGUUCCCAUGAAAUACGGUACUGUUAUUCUUUAUUCCCUUAAGAUGAGAAAUCUGCUUUCUGUUCUUGUUUUUUGUUUUUCUUGGCUUAAGGAGUUUAGAGCUAUUUCAAGUUGAUGCUCUGGUAUGGAACCCAUAAACAUGUUGAGUUCAGCUGCCAGUUACAUCUAAUUUGCAAUGACUCUCCUCUUGGCAAAUUACACUGUGUAACUGUAGCCAUGUCUGAUUAAUUCCUCAUUACUGUAGGUCUGCACAUUUGAAGGGGGUUUAGCCUUUUAUUUAUAUAUAUAUAUAUAUAUAUAUAUAUAUAUAUAUAUAUAUAUACCUUCUCCGUAAUUAAACUUCCCCGCUCCCUGAGGAGAAGGAGGGGGCAUCGUAACUUUUGUCCCCAUUAUGGUGGAAAAGAAAGAUUCUGGAUAUACAUUUCUAGAAAAAUCAUGUUUUGUAUGCUAGGAUGACUGUAUGGUGAAAGAAUUGCACAAUGCAUUCAUGUCUACAGGAUUUGAAAUUAAAAAACAGAACAAGUCAUUUUCUAGGUGGGUCAGACUUUAAUGUACAUUUACUAAAUCAGCAUAGCAGCUUGUCUUUUUUCUCUUGAAUAAUGUUUAAACUCUAAAGGAGAAAAAGGCAUUUUAAUUUAAGGUCUUGAAACUGUUUUUUCCAAAUUUUUUAUGAUGUGUGUGUUAGCACUUACUGUGUUUCCUAGGUUAAUAUUCUGUAAUUAAUGGUCCUCUUAUACCAAUUUGGCUAAAAGUAACAUUCUUAAAAGGUUUCAGUAGAAUAUUGUGUUGUCAGCCGGCGCUCCACACCACUUAAUACCUCAACUCGCAUUUAAAUUGAAUUUUGGUGUCCUUGUCACUUCUCUUUAAUUAUCCUGCAUACUGCAGGUAACUGCUGGCGUCUUCUCUUUUAAUUUAUAGGGGUUAUAACUUUGCAUAUCCCUACCAAGUGAACUGCGCUAUAACACCAAAGCACUUGGGAGCAAAAUACACCGAGCCUGUCUUGUUGGACUGCAGGUUAAGGUUUUCAGUGGCCGUAAAAAAUACAGUGUUAAAUGGAAUUUUAUAAAAUAUAAUAUUAAACAUGGGUUGUGAUGGAUUCUUAUAAGCUACACUAUUAAAGGUGGGUUGUAACUGUCCAGUAUAUAGAAAAGCCACUUUUUUUUUUUUUUUUUUAAGGCAAAAUAACUGACCACCUUCUGCUUUAAAAGAGCAGUUACUCUGUUUGAGAUGUAGAAAGUCUGAGAGAGAAAAGGCAAGGAUUGACUGGAUCCAUCGAUAUUUGAGAGUGUAUACAGCGACUUUGCAGUGCUGAAACAUUAAAGGAGGAAUCUUUUAAAAUUAAGCGGCCGCACUAGCUGAUUAUAAUAACCUAAUUAUUUGAUAAUCCGAUUUCAGUGAAUGUGUCAUUAUGAUUCAUGGCCAGCGUGUUGCUGAGUGAUUCUGAAAUUGCAUUCAGUAUCACGAUUGUAAGGAUGCACAUGGUCUUUGCAAUAAGAUUAAAUAAAUGUGUACACCUAAUGAUUAAAUUCAGUGUCCAUAUCUUUAGGAUGUUUGACCCAAAUCAAGUCCUGCGGCAGUAACCAUCGUUUUUUGGGAUAAUUUAAACUGUGCCUCCAACUUGCUAUUAUAGGUCCAUAAUGACACUUUUGAAUGAUCAGGCAUUUGAGUGAGUAGUUGCCAGAGAAGGAAGUUAACACAAGAAAGUAGUUUAAAGUAUGUUAAAGCUGAUGUAACGUAGAAGGCAGCCAGCAAGUGUGUGGAAUGUUCUAGACUUUCCUAAUCACGAACUUGUAGUAUAUGUAAAGUGUUCCCCUCUGUAAAAACAAGUCAGUCUAAUGUACUUGCUUUGUAUUUUAUUUUUAAACCCAAAGAGCCUACAUUUCUGAUUCUGUUUCUUUCUAAACUUAAUGGAUUAAAUUAUUUCUGAAGUGUCUGUGAGUUCAGAAACGGAUUUCAAAGAGCAAGGAAUGCAUUUAUUAAUAAAGGAACUACUAGCAAGUAGUUAAAGUAAAUAAGAAAAUAAAUUUAAAAAACUGUGUAAAGGGUUUAACAGAACUGCCUUCAUUCCGUUUUGAGUUGUUAGACUUGGGCCCUGAUAACUUUACAAGUGUUUAAUUUGUAAUCUUUGCUUCAGGUGUUGGCAAUGAAUAAUGCUGUAUGUAAUAAUGACAAUAAUAAAUUAAAAAUAGUUUUCUCUUAUUA
Messenger RNA from Polypterus senegalus (gray bichir), 4727 nucleotides. RefSeq names its product sterol carrier protein 2a (gene scp2a). Lineage: Eukaryota; Metazoa; Chordata; Cladistia; Polypteriformes; Polypteridae. The coding region runs from base 106 to 1728 and encodes 540 amino acids. Gene Ontology annotation, molecular function: acyltransferase activity, transferring groups other than amino-acyl groups. The transcript has 16 exons. The record is from RefSeq and is a predicted model, not a curated record.